This is a messenger RNA of Trichoplax adhaerens, 1359 nucleotides long. RefSeq lists its product as uncharacterized. The record is from RefSeq and is a predicted model, not a curated record. Lineage: Eukaryota; Metazoa; Placozoa; Uniplacotomia; Trichoplacea; Trichoplacidae. Bases 1 to 1359 code for a protein of 452 amino acids. Gene Ontology annotation, biological process: microtubule nucleation; mitotic cell cycle; mitotic sister chromatid segregation. Gene Ontology annotation, molecular function: structural constituent of cytoskeleton; GTP binding. The transcript is spliced from 17 exons. Gene Ontology annotation, cellular component: cytoplasm; centrosome; nucleus.
AUGCCGCGCGAAAUUAUUACCUUACAGCUUGGCCAAUGUGGCAAUCAAAUUGGUAUGGAAUUUUGGAAGAGGUUAUGCGUUGAACAUGGCAUCAAUUCUGAGGGAAUGCUUGAAGAUUUUGCUACCGAAGGAACGGACAGGAAAGAUGUCUUUUUCUAUCAGGCGGACGAUGAACAUUAUAUUCCUCGUGCAGUUUUGCUUGAUUUAGAACCUCGCGUCAUCAACAUGAUCUUAAAUUCACCAUAUGCUAACUUAUACAACCCUGAAAAUAUCUACAUGUCCAAACAUGGUGGUGGAGCUGGUAAUAACUGGGCUAGUGGUUAUUGUCAGGCCGAGAGAUUGCAUGAAGAAGUAUUCGAUAUCAUUGAUAGAGAGGCUGAAGGGAGCGACAGCCUAGAGGGAUUUGUACUAUGCCACUCCAUUGCAGGCGGAACCGGCUCUGGUAUGGGAUCAUAUAUGUUGGAAAAACUGAACGACAGAUUUCCAAAGAAGUUGAUACAGACCUACUCAGUCUUCCCCAAUCAGGACGAAAUAAGUGACGUUGUUGUGCAACCGUACAAUUCAAUUUUAACGUUAAAAAGAUUAACCAUGAAUGCAGAUUGUGUGGUGGUCCUUGAUAAUACCGCUUUAAAUAGAAUUGCAGCAGACAGACUUCGAAUGCAGAAUCCAAGUUUUUCGCAAGUUAAUCAGCUGGUAUCGACUAUCAUGUCUGUCAGCACCGCCACAUUGCGUUAUCCUGGUUAUAUGAAUAACGAUUUAAUUGGUUUAGUAGCAUCUCUUGUGCCUACACCCAGGCUUCAUUUUCUGAUGACUGGGUAUACUCCAUUAACAACUGAUCAGCAGGUUGCCAACGUGCGCAAAACUACAGUGUUGGAUGUAAUGAGAAGACUAUUGCAGCCAAAAAAUGUAAUGGUUUCAACGCCUAGAGAUCGGAAACACAAUCAUUGUUAUAUCUCCAUCCUGAAUAUUAUACAAGGCGAAGUCGAUCCCACGCAGGUGCACAAGAGUUUGCAACGGAUACGCGAAAGAAAAUUAGCUCAAUUUAUUCCAUGGGGACCUGCUAGCAUACAGGUUGCGCUUUCAAGAAAAUCUCCCUAUCUCCAGACUACACAUCGCGUGAGUGGAUUAAUGAUGGCUAAUCACACUGGAAUUUCUUCACUAUUUGACAGUACAUGUAGACAGUAUGACAAAUUAAGAAAGAGAGAGGCAUUCUUAGAACAAUUCCGAAAAGAAUCUAUGUUUGAAGAAAAUUUAGAUGAAUUAGACAAUUCAAGAGAAAUCGUUCAGCAGCUGAUUGAUGAGUAUCAUGCCGCAACUGAACCUUCGUAUUUAUCCUGGACGGCAACGAAAAAGGUAUAG